AUGGCCAUCGUUGCAGCAGCAAAAGUACCAGUACUUGAUAUCAGGGUCGGUGCUACGGAGUUUGACAUAUUGAAAGAUAUCAAGGCGGGUUUGAGACCCAAUGAUGGUGGGGAGAAAAAGCUCCCUACUUUGCUCCUAUAUGAUGAGGCUGGUCUCCGUCUUUUCGAGAAGAUAACAUAUUUGGACGAGUACUAUCUCACGAAUGCAGAGAUUGAGGUUCUCGAGGCAAAUGCAGACCGCAUUGCUCAGCAUAUCGAACCUGGAUCUGUGGUGCUAGAACUUGGCAGCGGCAAUCUUCGAAAAGUGAACAUUUUACUCCAGUCAAUCGACCGUGCUGGAAAGGAUGUCGAAUAUUACGCCGUUGACUUAUCUCUACCAGAGCUCGAACGAACAUUUGCGGAGAUCCCCACUGCGGGUUACAAUCAUGUCAAAUGCUUUGGUCUUUAUGGAACGUAUGAUCAUGCCUUGGAGUGGCUCAGGUCCAAAGAGAUUCGCGGCAAACCCAAGCACAUCCUUUGGCUUGGAUCAAGCUUGGGAAAUUUCAAACGACACGAGCUUCCCGAAUUUCUCGCUGGAUUCAGGGACGCUAUCCAGCCUGGAGACACAAUGUUGAUUGGCGUUGACUCAUGUAAGGACCCUAGUCGCGUUUAUCAUGCAUACAACGACAAGGAAGACGUCACACAUCAAUUCAUUCUUAACGGGUUGAAGCAUGCCAGCCGAAUUAUGGACGGCCCCGGAUUUGAAAUCGAGGAUUGGGAGGUCAUUGGCGAAUAUGAUCAAAAAGCUGGCCGCCAUCAUGCUUUUGUGUCCCCGAAGAAAAAUAUUGUUAUCGAUGAUGUUUUGCUCAAACAAGGCGAGCGUAUCCGUAUUGAAGAAAGUUACAAAUUCUCCAAGGAAGAACUGGUACAACUGUGGGACCAAGCAGCAAUGGUUGAAAACACUGCCUGGAUGAACGCUCGGGGAGACUACGGUCUUCACUUGAUUUCCAAGCCUCAGGUGUGUUUCCCUUCAGGUCCGGCUGAUUACGCUACCCGCCCAGUUCCAUCGAUGCAGGAUUGGGAACAACUAUGGGCAGCCUGGGAUGCUGUAACUCGCACCAUGAUCCCGGAAGAAGAACUGUCCUCGAAGCCGAUCAAACUACGAAAUACUUGCAUCUUCUAUCUCGGACAUAUUCCCACCUUCCUUGACAUCCAUCUAUCACGGGGUACAGACGAAGAGCCCACUGAGCCAAGGGAUUUUCGAAGGAUUUUCGAACGAGGAAUCGACCCCGAUGUAGAUAACCCAGAACAGUGCCAUUCGCAUAGUGAAAUCCCCGACGAAUGGCCGCCGUUGGAAGCCAUACUAAAGUUCCAAAGCGAGGUUCGCCGAAGGACAGAGGAACUGUACUCAUCCGGCGCUGCGUACAGUGACAAACGAGUCUCUCGCGCUCUAUGGAUUGGCAUGGAGCACGAAGCCAUGCAUCUCGAGACUCUGUUGUAUAUGCUCAUUCAGAGCGAAAGAGUCUUGGCUCCUCCAGGCACCGUCAAACCAGACUUCGAAGCUCUCGCUAAGCAAUCGAAGAAAUUGGUGGUUGAGAACAAAUGGUUCGAUAUUCCUGCAACUGAACUCACCAUCGGACUGGAUGAUCCAGAUGGCCCGUCAGGUCCAGACCGAUACUUCGGAUGGGAUAAUGAAAAGCCACCACGCGUCGUCAGAGCCGAGGCCUUCCAGGCGAAAGCACGACCGAUCACCAACGGCGAGUACGCAGAAUACCUGAACCAAACUGCCAAGACCAAAAUUCCUGCGUCAUGGUGUGACUUCCAUUACACUACCACUGGACAAGUCGAAAAGAUCAAACGCGACAGUGUUGUGAAUGGUACCAAUGGUUUCGAUGGCGACAUCGCGCAUGGUAAAUAUGUGCGCACGGUUUAUGGAUCGGUUCCCCUAGAGUAUGCCCUGAACUGGCCUGUUGUUGCGUCGUACGAUGAACUAGCUGGUUGUGCUCAGUGGAUGGGCGGUCGCAUCCCUACUUUGGAAGAAGCCCGUAGCAUCUACAAUUAUGUCGAACGCACGAAGUUUAAGGACAUCGAGAACGAACUUGGCAAGACGAUUCCGGCGGUCAAUAGUCACCUCGUGAAUGAUGGCGUACAAGAGACACCACCAUCACGAGCUGCAAUCAACGGCUUUUCCAAGGCAGCGCCUGGACCUGAUCCACAUAGCCUGUUCAUCGAUCUGGAACAAGCCAACGUGGGUUUCAAACACUGGCACCCAGUCUCAGUCGCAGAGAAGGGCGGACAGCUCUGCGGCCAAUCGGACUUGGGUGGGGUUUGGGAAUGGACCAGCACUGUCUUGGAAAAGCAUGAGGGCUUCGAGCCCAUGGAGCUGUAUCCUUUGUACACAGCGGACUUUUUCGACGGCAAGCAUAAUAUCACUCUAGGUGGAUCGUGGGCAACGCACCCUCGCCUCGCAGGCCGGAAGACCUUUGUGAAUUGGUAUCAGCGCAACUAUCCCUACGUCUGGGCUGGUGCUCGCGUUGUACGGGAUGCUCAGUUGAAUUAG
Aaosphaeria arxii CBS 175.79 is the source of this 2538-nucleotide messenger RNA. RefSeq lists its product as uncharacterized. The transcript has 6 exons. Lineage: Eukaryota; Fungi; Ascomycota; Dothideomycetes; Pleosporales. The record is from RefSeq and is a predicted model, not a curated record. The coding region runs from base 1 to 2538 and encodes 845 amino acids.